AUGGCCUUUCCAUGGACAAUUGAUAAAAUCGUUGUCGGACAAAUCUCGCCCCAAGGGCCAGUCUUCCCCACAACAAAUUCCCAAGGAAUUAAAUUGCCCCCUCCAAACGGAGAUGGUACUAUCUGGACACCUGGACAAAUUUACUUAGAUGGCAACGAUGGAUCAAUUGCCCCAGUGACUUUUCAGGUCCCAAGCGAGCCUAGUCUAGACUGGCGGCUCCCGAUGACCAUUUCUGCGACGAUUGCAUUCCCUGAGGAAUGGUACGGGCAGGAGUGCAAGCUUAUGGGCUCAUUGAACGGCGUGCAGGUUGUUGAAAAUGACGUGUUCGAAGCUACGGCAACCCAAAAUUGGACCUUUAAUGAAUUAAGCCUGAUGUCAACUUUGUCUUUUAUCAACCCAGCAAAUCCCGAAUACACUUUCUGGAUUCCCUUCCGAACCAGCGGGGAUUGGUCCUGGGCAAUUCAGCUUGAGCUCUCUUUUGCGGUCUACCCCCUCCCGCCAAAUAACGCCAAUCCUAACCCACUCUGGCCUGAGUCAGGUAUUCUCGAAUCCCAACCUGAUUUUCGAAGUUCGUACCCAGUUGUAGUGCAGAGAUAUGCGUUUCCAAAUCUUGCACAGCUUGGGUUAGUCCCAAACAACCUUGAUCAGGCGCUUCGUUGGUACAUUUAUUUUAUGGUGGCCAAUAUAUGGAAUUUGGGCAACGGAAACCCUCCGAUUCCCUAUGACAGCAACCUUGGAGCGUCUGGAUUCAAUAUGAACGACACUGGGGGUGUAUUUGCUUUGACACAAUGGAUCCAGGGUCCUCCCAAUACAUGUAACAGUCUCGACUUAGCAGCAGUACUGCAGUUAGGAUGCUCCAUCGCCUUGUCACCUACCGGAUCAGAGAUUCUGCGAUCUACUUGGGUUUUCCAAUAUCCUCGCGGCUAUAUUCUGAAUGGGGAACUCUUCGGUCAGCCUCAGUUCAUCGGAUGCAACAACCCUUUCUAUUUGAACCAGGCGUUUAAUAACCAUCCGAUAUGUGAGCCCCCGGAUCCACUUCGGUCUUAUUUUUCCGGUUUUGCCUGGGUCGAAGUGCAAUUUGCCGGCCCGCAAAGCUUCGUCAUCGACGUUGCCCAUGCAGUUGAACAUCAAAAUCCGCUAGAACCACUCAUCCCGGAAAUUGGCACAAAUAAUAGGGCGCAAUAUCUCGCAUUGCACCAAGACCCCGCUGGAUUUCAGGCACUUAAUCGCAAUGGGAAUGCUAUUAAUAACACUGGCAACAGUCCUGUCGGGAAUUGCUACCAAAAUCCAGACUAUCGUCUGCCUCGCAUCGGUGUCUUUGGGACAGAUAUGGAUCCACCACCUCCACCCCUUCCAGGAGCCCUCGUUCCAGGAGAGCCUACCUCAGAAAGCAGAAAAUUUAUACAAGCGAGAGCAAGCCAGCCUCCCCAGCCACCUCGGUUCACCACCGCCUCGCUCAGAUGCCAGAUCCUCACUCGUAUUAUGUCAAGGGCGCUUGACAGAGCUGUCACUAUAGUGUACAGCCAACUCUAUCCGAAUAUUGAAAGUACAGCACGCAAUUUCGUUUUCAAUUCAGCAUCCACCAGCCAUGGCUUCCAUCCCCAACUAUCUCUCAAUAUCCAGGUCCAUAAUACACAGGGAGGGGCAACCACAGCCCUAGCGGAUUAUCUUUCCUCUUUCUCUGUCAAGCCGCUUACAGAGCACGUCCGACCCACACCAACACCUCUUGGUGAUAUCUCGUUGUGUUGCCAGGAUACCAUCCUUUUAGUGCACGGUAAUGUGUACGCUAAAUUACACGUUAUCCUGGAUUCUUCACAAAUAUCAAUUGCACCAAAGUCAAGUAAGGAAGAUUUACUCUCCGCCGCGGUUGCCUUGGAUGCGCACCUAUCCUCCUCAGGUGACACGGAUCAAACCAGCAUCUCUCGUGGCUCGGUCCCUUUUACUAUCAAGCCACCAAAGAAAGUGGAAAUGGGCACAUUUUUCACGCUACAGGUUCCCAGAGCUGUCUCUGGAGAUAGUUCAAUGGAGUCUAUUAGGGAUGAGAAAGUUAUCGCCAUCGUGUCGAACCCGCAAGCCAUCAUGUCCUGUGGGCCCGCAGAUUCGGAGGGAAAUCUGACCUUUGCGGCUUUCAAUAAUCCAGGUACAGUGGAAAUAACUGUUGUUCGACCAAACAUUGAUACAUUACUCCCUGAAGUCGCGGCGUUCAAGGUGGAUAUUUCCGAUACUGAGGGUUAA
Molecule: messenger RNA, 2235 nt
Organism: Penicillium cinerascens
Lineage: Eukaryota; Fungi; Ascomycota; Eurotiomycetes; Eurotiales; Aspergillaceae
Exons: 4
Coding region: 1-2235 (744 amino acids)
Source: RefSeq, a predicted model, not a curated record